CUCAAGCAAAUUUGGCUCAGUCGAAAAAGUUGCGACGCUGUCCUCGCGAUCCAAUUUGCCAUCCCCAUAGGCGCGCGGGUACCGAUGGCCAAACCAAUCGUCAUGGAGUUGGCAGCCGUCCUUUGCGCGGCCUUGGUCAGUUGCGUGAUAGGCGGAAACGGCGACUGCGACUGCAUGACGGAGUGGAACUACGAUGGCGAUGCCGACGGGGUUAUGGAGUUGUACGAGGGCUGCAGCGCCACGGCCGACUGGAACCAGAGCUGGUGCUACGUGCAGGGCGGUUCCGAGUGCAACCAGGCCCUGAACUCCACCGUGGCCGGCGAGACGCGGAAGUGGCGCGAGUGCGGGUCCUGCAACUGCAUGGCGGAGUGGAACUACGAUGGCGAUGCCGACGGGGUUGUGGAGUCGUACGAGGGCUGCAGCGCCACGGCGGACUGGGACCAGAGAUGGUGCUACGUGCAGGGCGGUUCCAACUGCAACCAGGCCCUGAACUCCACCGUGGUCGGCGAGACGCGGAAGUGGCGCGAGUGCGGCUCCUGCAACUGCAUGACGGAGUGGAACUACGAUGGCGAUGCCGACGGGGUUAUGGAGUCGUACGAGGGCUGCAGCGCCACGGCGGACUGGGACCAGAGCUGGUGCUACGUGCAGGGCGGUUCCAAUGCAACCAGGCCCUGGACUCCACCGUGGCUGGCGAGACGCGCAAGUGGCGCGAGUGCGGCUCCUGCAACUGCAUGACGGAGUGGAACUACGAUGGCGAUGCCGACGGGGUUAUGGAGUCGUACGAGGGCUGCAGCGCCACGGCCGACUGGGACCAGAGUUGGUGCUACGUGCAGGGCGGCUCCAACUGCAACCAGGCCCUGAACUCCACCGUGGCCGGCGAGACGCGGAAGUGGCGCGAGUGCGGCUCCUGCAACUGCAUGACGGAGUGGAACUACGAUGGCGAUGCCGACGGGGUUAUGGAGUCGUACGAGGGCUGCAGCGCCACGGCGGACUGGGACCAGAGCUGGUGCUACGUGCAGGGCGGUCCAACUGCAACCAGGCCCUGAACUCCACCGUGGCCGGCGAGACGCGCAAGUGGCGCGAGUGCGGCUCCUGCAACUGCAUGACGGAUGGCGCGAGUGCGGCUCCUGCAACUGCAUGACGGAGUGGAACUACGAUGGCGAUGCCGACGGGGUUAUGGAGUCGUACGAGGGCUGCAGCGCCACGGCCGACUGGGACCAGAGCUGGUGCUACGUGCAGGGCGGCUCCAAUUGCAACCAGGCCCUGAACUCCACCGUGGCCGGCGAGACGCGGAAGUGGCGCGAGUGCGGCUCCUGCAAUUGCAUGACGGAGUGGAACUACGAUGGCGAUGCCGACGGGGUUAUGGAGUCGUACGAGGGCUGCAGCGCCACGGCCGACUGGGACCAGAGCUGGUGCUACGUGCAGGGCGGCUCCAACUGCAACCAGGCAGUGGACUCCACCGUGGCCGGCGAGACGCGCAAGUGGCGCGAGUGCGGGUCCUGCAACUGCAUGACGGAGUGGAACUACGAUGGCGACGCCGACGGGGUUAUGGAGUCGUACGAGGGCUGCAGCGCCACGGCCGACUGGGACCAGAGCUGGUGCUACGUGCAGGGCGGUUCCAACUGCAACCAGGCCCUGAACUCCACCGUGGCCGGCGAGACGCGCAAGUGGCGCGAGUGCGGCUCCUGCAACUGCAUGACGGAGUGGAACUACGAUGGCGAUGCCGACGGGGUUAUGGAGUCGUACGAGGGCUGCAGCGCCACGGCGGAUUGGGACCAGAGCUGGUGCUACGUGCAGGGCGGCUCCAACUGCAACCAGGCCCUGAACUCCACCGUGGCCGGCGAGACGCGCAAGUGGCGCGAGUGCGGCUCCUGCAAUUGCAUGACGGAGUGGAACUACGAUGGUGAUGCCGACGGGGUUAUGGAGUCGUACGAGGGCUGCAGCGCCACGGCGGACUGGAAUCAGAGUUGGUGCUACGUACAGGGCGGUUCCAAUUGCAACCAGGCCCUGGACUCCACCGUUUCCGGCGAGACGCGCAAGUGGCUUGAGUGCACCCCGUCGACCCCCUCACCGACGCCGGCACCAGACAUCGAGAGUGCCUCAGGCGUCGGAGAGCCGACCAUGACCGCAGCCAUCAUCGCGGUUAUUCUUUCGACCGCCUGUGCGUGAGGCUGGGGCGCAGAGAUACUUCAAUUCUGGGGCAGAGAUUCGGAAGGGUCAUGAACCCUGCGUACGGGGCGGCCAUCUAGUACUUGACCAUGGGAUUACAGUUUGAGCUGGACAGAGUUCUGUUCUGACUGGAGAGUCCGCUCCUGCUGCCCAGUGUCUUCUGCGUUCCAACGGCCGCUUCCCAUGUUGCCUCCCAAUUUUGCUUGAGAUCUUUGGGG
Prorocentrum cordatum is the source of this 2387-nucleotide messenger RNA. The record is from the annotation of a GenBank genome assembly. Lineage: Eukaryota; Dinophyceae; Prorocentrales; Prorocentraceae.